AUGGGAAGUCAUGUGAAGUUUGAUAUGGUCAGUGAGAACAUCAUUCCAGAGAGUCACCCGGAGUGCACCGCAUGGAUGGUUCGUCGACUACAGGAGGAAUUACAAUGUGAUGAGGCCGACAUCAGCGGCAAACACUUACGCCUAAUAAAUGAAUUCCUUGUCGGCGGUGAUGAAAUGCAUGCGCUCUUCUGUUAUUACCGCGGCUUUAUGCAAGAUGAUCCUGCCGAGAUGGAAGAGUUCGCCCCUUCACCAGGAAGUAAAAAUGCCAUUAUGGUGGUGGAGCUUUGUAUUGUGGAUACCGUACCAGGUAUUUCUAAUCGUGAAGUGGCGGAGGGGAUGUCUCUGGACUCCAUGUACUUUUUAAGAUUAGAUCCCGAUAAGUUAGUAGUGCCAGAGAAUAUUGAUAGUUCCAUUGCAUGGGGUGUUUGUCGUGGGGGAAAUCUACUGGAAAGCUUUCUUCGUACCCUUCACUAUGUUAUCACUCCAACACUAUUAAACAAUCGAUGGCCCGAUAGUAUUGAAAAGGAUGUUAACUCUUCUCUCUACCGCUUUAUGGCCGCGAUGACUGAAAAUGUCAAUCGACUGAAAGGCCGCACUGUACUGUAUGUACCCAGUGAUCUCACAGUUGGUGUGGGGAUGAGUGAGGCCCAUCAUGAUCGCGAAUUGGUGCAGCGCUUUGAGGCUGCGGUAAUUCACUGGACUCGACAAAUUAAAGAAGUUGUGGGGGAUAAAGAUGCGGGACUCACAGGAGAUGCGGCUGGACCACUGGAGGAAAUUGCCUAUUGGCGUUCACGUGCAAGAGAUUUGGGAAAUAUUCGUGCCCAAUUGAAUCGUUCAGAUGUUGCUGGUAUUGUGGGAGUAUUAAAAGAAGCCAAAUCUUUUUAUUAUUUGGAACCUUUUUUAAACCUUCGUGCAGAUAUUGAAAAGGGUACGGAAGAAGCUUUUGAUAAUCUGCGAUUUUUGAACACGCUGGUGGAGCCAUGUACAAAGUUGUCAAAGGCUGAACCAAAGGAAAUCCCAGCGUUGAUUCCUGAUGUACUUAUUCAUGCGCAGUUAAUUCUUAUUUACUCUAAGAGUUAUAAAAAGGAACGCUUUUUCCGUCUUCUUCGAUUGAUAUCUAAUGAAAUUAUUUACCGUUGUAGUCAAAAGAUUGACGUCCCGGCUAUUCUUAACGGUGAUGUUACGGAUAGUAUGGUGGCAUUACAAUACAGUGUUGCGGCAGGUGAAGCUUGGAUUAAAGAAUGUCACAAAAUGCUUAUGGCUACACGCAAACGAUUUAAAAUGGAAAAGGGUGAAAAACUUGACGUGGAUGAUUCUUUCUUAAAUGAAAUUGAUGGUUUUGUUCGUCAUCGUUGUCAGAACUUAUAUGAAAUUUGUAAAGCUCAAUUACAAUUUGGAUUUAAAGGAUUCCGUCAAGAACAGCCACGUGGUUCAGAGCGUAGUAAUACUGGUCGACACACCCGUACAUCCCACAGUAUUUCAGUGACUGAUAAACACAAUAUGAGUGAAAUUAGUUAUGGAGCCCCUAUUGAAGUGAAAGAGUUAGAUUUAAAGGUUGUGCCUGUAAAUGAACUCUUUGCUGGGCGAUUACCCAUAUUUAGUGGUAGUAAAGGACCAGAAAUUGAAUCCCAAUUGUUAGAUAUUCAACGAGCUUUUAAAGGAAAAAUGGAAAUGCUUCGUCGUCUUGAUUAUGAUAUUUUAGAUGUGAAAUCUACUCGUUGGGUGGAUGAUUUCCGUGCUUUAAAAGUAGAUAUUGAUAACCUUUCCAUGAUGCUACAACAAAUCAUUACAGCCGCUUUUGAUAGUAUCAGUACAACGGAAAUGGGAGCGGAAUAUAUUGAAGCUUUUUAUCUUAUUGCAGAGAGUGAGGAACUUUUAUUACAAUUGGAUCGUUGUAAAGAUAGAGUUUUUCGUCUCUUGGGAGAAAAUGUUUCUAUGGUUCAGGGAAUGUUACAACGUUACUUUAAUAAAGAUCCACCUGUUUUCUAUUUACAUCCACCUUAUGCAGGUCAUGCAAUUUGGGCAGAGAAUAAUGCCUAUAUGUUGGAUAGUAGUUCCACUGCGUUAAGACAUUGUUAUUACUUGCGGGAUUCACCAGAGUCUUCUGAUAUUAUGAUGCUUUUUGAUCGUCUUGAACGAUCUUUACGAGAUUCUAUGCGGCAACAAUACACGGAUUGGAAAGCUGGACUUCCAUCUAAUCCAAGUGAAUAUCUUGAUCGUUUUCUUAUUACUAAACGUCCAAGUGCGGCAAAAUAUGGACCUGCUUUAUUUGAUGUGAACUUUUCACAUGAUUUACUCUUAUUAUUUGCAGAGGCACGUUAUUGGCAAAGUAUUGGAGAAGUCAUUCCACCUAAUAUUAUGGAUAUUGUCUCUAAAGAGGAAAGAUUACGUAUUUUUAGAGAAAAUGUAGCCAUAGCUGUUCGAGCACAUAAUAAUGUGAUUCUUUCCCUUACAAAAGAAGAAUGUCGUCUCUUUGCAUUACGUUUGAGUUUCUUGGAAAGUAAAUAUAUGCCGGGAAUGACACGAUUAUGGUGGAAUUCUCAAGGUAUUGUGGAAUACUUUGUAAGAGAAUGUCGUCAACAAGCUGAACGUGUACAGAAUAUAGUGGAUGAGUUUAAAUACGGUAUUGAAUAUGUAGAUCAUCAUUGUAAAGCCAUAGCCGAUACAGUGGUGGUUAUUUUUGAAAAGAAGAAAGUAUACUCUAUUGAAGGUUUUGUAGAAAAACAAAGACAUCAUCGUGAAGGGAUUUUAGAAAAAUUACAAACUAUUCAUCAUCGUUUAGUACAAAAAUUGUAUGAUUUACUAAAUUACUUCCGUGAUGAUUACGUGGAGGAUGAGUCUGUGCGAUCGGAGUGGCAUCGUUACGUUGCGAAGGUGGAACUGAAAGUAGAAGAGGCUUUACGAACAAUGGUUAAACGAACUCUGCAGACCGUAGAAAGAGCCCUUCCACUUGAACCUUCUGAAGAUCGCAUGGAAGAGAAGGUAUUUAAACUAGAUGUAGUAAUUACAGUAGCCACAGAUACCAAACCUCAUAUUGAAUCCGUACCAUCUGUAAAGGAAUUGGGAUAUCAAGUGAAUGGAAUUUGUAAAGAUAUUAUUGGAAUUGUGAAACAUAUUCCACGAUUGGAGGAAUCCUUAAAAGCAUGUGUGGCAAAGGAAACACCAGAAGAAAAUGAAAUCUUAAAACGUGUCCCAUUAGAAUAUAUUAAUCCUAAUGAAGAUAGUGUGGCUUUACGAGGUUCUUACUUUGAAUAUAUGACCAGUGAACAAGAUGCUAUUCAAUGUUUACGCCGUAUACGUGAAUCCUUUGAUGCUGUGGAAGAGAAAGUACGGGAUAAGUUAAGUCAAACUUGGCAACUUCAUCAAUCUGGAACUACUGAUAGUCUAUGGACAACACAGAAACAAGAUCGUCGUAUUAAACAAGGAUGGCGAUUGGAGGAUUAUCGUAUUCACAUGGAUCAUGUCGCCCAAAGACGUGAAGGAAUAAAUAAACAAGAAACUUUUUCAGAUGUUCUUUUUCUACAAUUAGACUUUACAAAGAUGAAGGAGAGUUUCCGUGUACAGUGUCAAUUAGUGAUUAAACAUUAUCAUAGCCUUUUAUACGCCGAUGCGAAAGAGGAGAUGGAUCGUAUUUAUAAUAACUUUACCACCACUGUACAAAUGCUUACGAAAGAACCACAAACUCUUGAUGAACUUGGUGAUCAAAUUAAAAAAUGUGCUUCUGCGUUUGAAGGACUUACUGAUAUUUCUGCAAAAUUUGGUCCUAUUGCCGAUACUUUUAAACUUAUUACAAAUGAUCUUUACAAUCAUGGUAAUGUGGAUCCAGAGGAUGUUCAUCGUUGUGAAGGAUUACCAGCUGCCUUUGAUGAGUACUCGGAUCAACUGUUAAAAGCACGACAAUUGCUUGCCAAAUAUAAGGAACAAUUCCGAAAUGAUUUGGAAACCGAUUUACGUUCUCUGGUCUCUAACUCUUAUGCUUUACGGCAAAAAGUGCAGGAUGAAGGUCCACGUUCAUAUGCCUUUUCUACGGCGAAUGCCUUUGCACAGAUUGGUGUACUCGAACGUCGGGCCAAGGAAUUACGAGAGACGGAGUUAAGUCUUAAACAAGGUAUUGAUAUCUUUCAUUUGGAUAAACCCUCAUUAGAUGAUUUAACCGCUGCGGAAACAGAACUUAAAGUUUUACGUACAAUUUGGACAUUAUGUGAUGAAUGGCGUACACAAAGUCGUUUAUGGCGUACAAUGUACUUUAUGAAACUUAAUAGUGAAGAGAUGUUAGAUGUUUCUGAGCGUAUUCGAAAAGAUGUUUUACGUUUACGUGUGGAACUUCAACAUACAGAUGUUUGGGUAAAAUUAAAGGAAGAAGUAGAAUUAAUGAAACGUCUUUUACCAAUUGUAGAUGAUCUUCGUACACCUGCUAUUCGUCCUCGUCAUUGGGAAUUUCUUAAGGUUCAAUUAGAUGCCAAUUUUGAUAUUGAAGAUGAGAAAUUUUGUUUAAAUGAUUUAAUGAAAGCACGUGUGGAAGCCCAUGCGGAGUUUGUAUCAAAUUUGGCUACUUCUGCCCGUGAGGAAAUGAAGAUUGAGAUGGAUUUAGAAAAGAUCCGUACCUUCUGGGAAGAGGCCACUUUCACUAUUGAACCUCAUCAAGGUUAUCAUAAGAUUACAGGUGUGGAUGAUAUUAAUAAUGUACUCGCUGAACAUUUGGCAAUGUUAAGUACAAUGAAAAUGUCACGUUUUGUGGAUAGUUUCCGUUCAAAAGUGGUGAACUGGGAACAGACAUUAUCUAUGGCAACUGAUACUAUUGAGGCAUUAUUAACCGUUCAAACAAAAUGGAUGUAUCUUGAAAAUAUCUUUAUUGGAAGUGAAGAUAUUAAACGUAAACUUGCAGCGGAAUCUAAGAAAUUUGAUAGUGUUCAUUCACAAUGGCUUUCUAUUAUUUCACGUCUUAUCAAUGAUCCAAAUGUGGUUCGUGGAACUAGACGAGAUGGUCUUAUGGAUCAAUUAAAUGGAAUGAAUAAUGAUCUUGAAAUGAUUCAAAAGAGUCUUGAAGGGUUUCUUGAAGAUCGUCGUCGUGUAUUCCCACGUUUUUACUUUUUAUCUAAUGAUGAUUUACUUGAAAUUCUUGGCCAUACAAAAGAACCCGCAAAAGUACAACCUCAUUUACGAAAGUGUUUUGAAGGAUUAUAUCAAUUAUCUCUUAAAACGGUUCGACAGAAGAUCACAGCGGAGGGAAUGUCCUCUGCAGAUGGAGAAUCCGUUCCUUUUAUUCCCGCCGUGCAGGUGGAAGGAUUACCGGUGGAAUCAUGGCUACGACGUGUGGAGAUGAAAAUGCGAGAAACUAUGCAAAAACGUAUUAACGCUACUUUAGAUGAUUUACAAAAGAAUGUUUUUGACUCUGCGAAACCUAUUUCUCGUGAUAAAUUGAAAGCUUGGGUGGAACGUAAUGAAGGACAAUCUCUUAUUACGGCAGCUUGUAUUAAUUGGACGUUUUUAACAGAACUUGCCAUUAUGGAAUAUGGAGAUUUACACGCUGGUGGACUUUCUCUACAACGUCGUAAAGCUUCUCCAUUAUAUAAGGUAUAUAAAAGAUGGAAAGGUAUUAUUAAAAAGUAUUGUCAAUUAGUUCGUCAACCACAAAGUCGUAUGCAACGAAAUAAACUUGUGGCUCUUAUUACGAUUGAAGUUCAUUCCCGUGAUAUUCUUCGACAAUUACUCGCUACACGAGUUCAUCAAGAAGAUGAUUUUGAAUGGUCUCGACAACUUCGUUUUUACAAGGAAGAUGAUGAUACCGCCGAACGUCCACAAGAUGCUCCUAAAGUUUGUAUUGUUCGACAAACUUCUGCUACAGUUCGGUAUGAUUAUGAAUAUUUAGGCAAUAGUGGACGACUUGUUGUAACUGGAUUAACCGAUCGUGCUUAUAUGACCUUAACAACAGCUCUUCAAUUACAUCGUGGUGGUCUUCCACAAGGACCUGCAGGUACGGGUAAAACAGAAACUGUAAAAGAUCUUGGAAAAGGAAUUGGUAAAUAUGUGAUGGUGUUUAACUGUUCAGAUGGUCUUGAUUAUAAAUCGGUUGGUCGUAUGUUAAGUGGUAUUGCUCAAACAGGUUCAUGGUCUUGUUUUGAUGAGUUUAAUCGUAUUGAGGUAGAGGUGUUAUCUGUUGUGGCCCAACAAAUUUUAUCUAUUCUCUCUGCCGUUGCUGAACGUAAAAGUCGUUUCCUUUUUGAAGGAUCUGAUAUUCCACUUAAUAUGAAUUGUGGUCUCUUUGUUACGAUGAAUCCUGGCUACGCUGGACGUUCAGAAUUACCAGAUAAUCUCAAGGCCUUAUUACGACCUAUAUCUAUGAUGGUACCAGAUUUUGCUCUUAUUUGUGAGAUUACACUACUUUCAGAAGGAUUUGAGGAAUCUGAAAUACUCUCUAAGAAGGUAUCAAUUCUGUAUGAAUUAAUGGAGAAACAACUUUCUAAACAGGAUCAUUAUGAUUUCUCACUUCGUAAUAUUAAAGCUGUACUUGUACAAGCAGGAAAUUUAAAACGUGAAAACUUCCCAGGUACAGAAUCUCAACUUUGUCUUAAGGCUAUGAGUGAUAUGAAUUUACCAAAGUUUGUAAAGGAAGAUGUUCCCUUAUUCCUUGGUAUGUUAAGUGAUUUAUUCCCUGGUGUUGUACCAGAAGAAAGUGGUUUGGAUAAUCUUCGAUCAGCUGCAGAGGAAGAACUGAAAGAAGAAGGUCUUGAAGUAAAUGAACAUAUUGUUAUUAAAAGUCUUCAAUUAUGGGAUACUUUACGUACACGUCAUGGUGUCAUGGUGGUUGGUCAAACAGGAUCUGGUAAAACCGUCACUUGGCGUAAUUUAAGUGGAGCAUUACGUCGAUUAAAGGAAAAGAAUUGUGAACCUGGUUUAUAUGAACCCGUACGAGUUUCUUUACUAAAUCCUAAAUCCGUUACAAUGGAUGAACUCUAUGGUAGUUAUAAUCAAGCAACACGAGAAUGGAAAGAUGGUAUUCUCUCAGAUAUUAUGCGGCAAAUAUGUAGAGAUGUAACAGAUCCAACCUAUAAAUGGAUGUUAUUUGAUGGUCCUGUAGAUACUCUUUGGAUUGAAUCUAUGAAUACCGUUUUGGAUGAUAAUAAGAUGUUAACUCUAAACUCUGGUGAACGUAUUACACUAAAUCCUACUGUUCGUAUGUUAUUUGAAGUUCAAGAUCUUUCACAGGCUUCACCGGCUACUGUUUCCCGUUGUGGUAUGGUUUACUUUAGUGUAGCGGAUCUUGGUUGGAAACCGUUUUUAAAAACGUGGUUAAAAUCUCGAUGGAAUUUUGAAAUUGCGAUGGGUGCCCCUCGUCCAGAUGAUACGAUUCAAGAAUUGGAAGAAUUUUGUAAAACCACCUUAACGGGUGUGUUAGAGUAUCGUCAAGCGGAAUGUGUGGAAUUAUUCCCUACAUCUACAUUAAGUGUUGUUCGUUCUUUUACUCGCAUGUUUGAUGCUCUUGCGAAUGUAGAUGCCGCUCCUUGUGUGCCUGGUGGGACUACUUACGCCACUUCACACGCUGGUGAGAAUUAUUUACCGCAAUUACGAAUAAUGGCAACUUUCUGUCUUAUGUGGUCUGCUGGUGGUUCUCUAACAGUGGAAUCUCGUCAAAAACUAGAUGCGUAUAUGCGAGAAUUGGAUUCUUCUUUUCCAUCUACAGAAACGAUUUUUGAAUACUAUCCAGAUCUUGCCUCUUUACAAUGGAAGAAUUGGGAAGAUCAUGUGGAUUUGCAAAAACCAUUUUCUCCUCCACCAGGUACACCCUAUCAUAGACAAAUUGUCCCAACUGUGGAUACGGUUCGUUAUCAAUAUAUUGUAGGAGAACUGGUACGUAGUCAAGUUCAAUUGGUGUUGGUUGGAAAUACAGGAACAGGAAAGUCUUUAAUUGCCCGACAAGUAAUGCGUGCCUUAAAUAAUGAUACUUAUGUUACGACACAAUUAAACUUUUCUGCUCAAACUACUGCUAAAAAUGUACAAGAUAUUAUUGAAGGACGUAUGGAGCAUAAAUCUAAAAAGGUUUGUUGUCCUCCAGGUGGACGUCGUAUGAUUUGUCUUGUAGAAGAUCUUAAUAUGCCUGCUAAAGAAAAGUUUGGAGCUCAACCACCUUUGGAAUUACUUCGUCAAUGGAUUGAUAAUGGUUUCUGGUAUGAUCGUAAUACAAGAUCUCGUCGACAAGUAAAUGAUAUGCAACUUCUUUGUUGUAUGACCUAUGGAAGACCUGAUAUUACACCACGUUUAAUGACCAAAUUAAAUGUAUUUAAUAUUACUUUCCCUGCAGAGUCUGUCAUUACGAAAAUAUUUACCGCCAUUCUUUCUCAUCGUCUUGAAAAAUACCCUGAACUUCAUAAAAUGGUGGAUGCUCUUGUAAAAGCUACAAUACAAACAUAUCAACGUGUUUCCAGAGAUUUACUUCCUAUUCCAAGUAAAUCACAUUAUCUAUUUAACUUGCGUGAUCUCAGUAAAGUAUUUCAAGGCAUUUAUGGUUGUUAUAUGGAAGGUUUACAAUGUAAAGAACAUAUGGUGGCCCUUUGGGCUCAUGAAUGUUUACGUGUCUUCUCUGAUCGUAUGAAUGAUCCUAACGAUAAACAAUGGUUCCGAAAUAUUAUUUAUGAUAAACUAGCAAAUGUAUUUCAAACCAAGUGGAGUAAUAUUAUGCGUUCCCGAUCUCGUGAGGCCCGUUCUCAACCCGUGAAUGAACAUGAGAAUCCCCUUUUUGUAGACUUCUGGGAUGGUGAAUAUGAUGAGAUGGCGAAGUAUCGUCUGGUGCCAAGUAUGGAAGCCCUGCGAGAGAAAGUGGAAGAAGGCCUUGAACUUUACAAUGGCGAACCGGGCGCACGGCAAAUGCAACUCGUCUUUUUCACAGACGCUCUUGAACAUCUCUGUCGUAUUCAUCGUAUUAUUCGACAACCUCGUGGAAAUGCUCUUUUGGUUGGACUUGGUGGAAGUGGUCGAUAUUCACUUACUCGACUGGCUAGUUAUCUCGCAGGAUAUGGUAUUUUCUCUAUUGAGAUUCAUAAAAAGUAUGAUUCGGAUCGAUUUCAUGAUGAUUUACGGGCCUUAUAUAAGGCAUGUGGUUUAAAAAUGCAGCAAAAGGUAUUUUACUUUUCAGAUAAUCAAAUUAUGCAACCAUCAUUCUUGGAAGAUCUUAAUAAUAUGCUUUCCACAGGAGAAGUUCCAAAUUUAUUCCCAAAGGAUGAAUUACAGAAUAUACGAGAUACUGUUUACAAAGAGGCUAUUGAGAGUGGAUGUCGAGAUACCACAGAUGAAAUGUAUAAUUUCUUUAUUGACCGUGCACGUGUGAAUUUACAUCUUGUUGUUGCCAUGUCUCCCGCACAUAAACUCUUCCGAACUCGUUUAAGACAAUUCCCUGCAUUAGUCUCUUGUACUUCUAUUGAUUGGUUUGUGGAAUGGCCAAAUGAGGCUCUUCGUGAAGUGGGUCUUCGUUAUCUUGAAGAGACACGUGAGAAUAAUGAAAAUGAUGAAGACUUAUCACUCAUUGCAGAUGUAUUUGUUCACAUGCAUGAUACUACGAGUAGCACUUCUGUAGAAAUGUUAGAACAAAUUCAUCGUUAUAAUUAUGUAACUCCUUCAUCUUAUUUAGAUUUGGUUCGUGGUUUCCGAAAGAUGCUUUCACAGAAACGAGAUGAUAUUCUUGAGCAGCGUGAUAAACUUUCUAAUGGUAUGGCUAAAUUAGAGGAAACUAAAUUAGCUGUUGGAAAAAUGACAGAAGAACUAAAAGUUCAGGAUGCGAAAUUACAAGAGAAAACACAAGAAGUGAAUCGGGCAACAGAGAGUAUUCAAGUUCAACAACAAAAUGCCGAAGAACAACAAAGUAUGCUCGCUGCAGAAAAGGUUAAAAUUGAACAAUCCAAACGUUCUGCAUUAGCUGAUCAAGCAGAAGCACAGGCAGAUUUGGAUCGUGCAAUGCCAACACUUCUGGAAGCUCAAGCCGCAUUAGAUAAAUUAGAUAAGAAUGAUAUUAAUGAAAUUAAAUCUUAUAAAACUCCUGCUGCGAUGAUUCGAACUGUGAUGGAAGCUGUACAGACAACUCUACGUAGAAAACUUGACUGGGAUGAAGCGAAGAAAUCUUUAAGUGAACCUAAAUUUAUUGAUAUGUUAAAACAUUAUCAUGAAAAUAAUGAUAUGACAGAUCAAAGAUUAUUAGAUAAGAUUGAAAAAUAUGUAAAACGUCCAGAUUUUACACCUGCGGCUGCUAGUGCGGUAUCCAAAGCUGCAGGUGGACUUUGUCAAUGGGUUAUUGCUAUUCAUAAGUAUGGAAAUAUUUAUAAAGAGGUUCAUCCUAAAAUCUUAAAGAAUGAAAAUGCCCAACAAAAGGUUCGAGCCCAAGAGGAAAUGUUACGACAAAAGGAAGAUAAACUUCAACGUAUUAUGAAUGAGGUAAAAGAAUUAGAAUUGGCUUUACAAUCCAAUAUUGAUGAAAAAACACGUUUAAUGGCAGAAGCAAAAGAAACACAAAUGAAAUUAAAUCGUGCUCGUAUUAUUGUAGAUGGUCUUGAAGGAGAACGUGAUCGUUGGAUUGAGUCUAUUGCCCGAUAUGAAGCUGCUCUUGGAAAUCUUAUUGGGGAUACUUUGUUAGUUUGUGGUUUUCUCUGCUACUCCGGUGCCUUCACGGCGGAUUACCGUCAGAAACUGUGGCUUAGUUGGAUUAAAGAAAUUAAAAGAUUACAAAUCCCCAUGACGAAGAACUUUGACUUUGUAGACUUUCUUGUGGAUCCAACAGAAGUACGUGAUUGGCAACAGGCUGGACUUCCUGGUGAUGAUUUCAGUAGAGAGAAUGGAGCUGUGGUGAUGCGGGGAACUCGAUGGCCGUUGAUGAUUGAUCCUCAAUUACAAGCCAUUAAAUGGAUUAAACGAAUGGAAAAAGAUAGUGGAUUAAAAGUAAUUGAUCAGAAACAAGCAGAUUUUCAAAAAACAGUAGAAUAUGCGGUACAAUUUGGUUGUCCAUUACUUUUACAAGAUAUACUAGAGGAGAUUGAUCCACUUUUGGAUUCUGUGAUUUCUAAAGCUAUUGUUCGAAAAGGAAAUAAAUCCAUGAUGAAAAUUGGAGAUAAUUAUGUGGAAUAUAAUGAGAGUUUUAAAUUAUAUAUUACAACUCGUUUAUCUAAUCCACAUUAUACACCAGAGACUUGUACACGAGUAUGUUUACUUAAUUUUGCGGUCCGAGAAACUGGAUUAGAAGAACAAUUACUUAAAAUUGUUGUGGAAAAGGAGAAACCAGAAUUAGAACGUGAUAAUGAACAACUUAUUUUGGAUACAGCAGCAGCAAAGAAGGAAACCAAACGUUUAGAAGAUGAAAUUUUAAAUCUUCUUUCUACUUCACAAGUAUCAUUAUUAGAAAAUCAAAAACUUGUAGAUACCUUACAAUCUGCUAAAGUUAUUGCCUCUAAUAUUAAACAACAAUUAAAAGAAGCUGAAAUUACAGCUGAAAAGAUUCAAAGUGCACGUGAACAAUAUCGUGAAUGUGCCCGACGAGCAUCUAUUCUAUUCUUUGUAUUAGCAGAUCUUGGUUCUAUUGAUGCUAUGUAUCAAUUCGCAUUGGAUUCUUAUAUUAUAUUAUUUCAAGGAAGUAUUAAACGUUCUGCGGAAAAAAUUAUUACCCAUUCACUUGAAGAACGAGUGAAAACAUUAAAUGAUUGGCAUACAAAUGCUGUAUAUGCAAAUACUUGUCGUGGAUUAUUUGAAAAACAUAAAUUACUUUUUGCUUUCCAUAUGACAAUGCGUAUUUUACAAGCAGAGGGACAUGUAAACUUGGAAGAAUAUGUAUUCCUUAUGCGAGGAGGACAAGUUUUAGAUAAACAAGGACGUUUACCAAAUCCUGCACCUUCUUGGUUAUCUGAACGGGCUUGGAGUCAUAUUCUUGAACUUGAUAAACUUACUAAUUUUCAUGGAGUUGCCGCUUCUUUUGAACAGGCUCAGGAAUCAUGGCAUCAUUGGUUUUUACAGGAAAAUCCAGAAAAUACAGAAUUACCAGAUGAAUGGCAAACUCGUACUGCAGAUAAUUAUAUUCAACGAAUGAUUUUUGUACGUUGUCUUCGUUUAGAUCGUGUUGUUUUUAUGGUAUAUGAAUUUAUUGAAAAUCAACUUGGUGCACAAUUUGUGGAUCCACCUCCAUUUAAUUUAAAAGAUACUUAUGAAGAGAGUGCGAAUGUGAUUCCUCUUGUUUUUGUACUUUCACCUGGUGUGGAUCCAACCAAUCAAUUAUUAACAUUAGCCCAACGUGAAGGACGACAUCUUAAGACCUUGGCACUUGGUCAAGGUCAAGGUGAUAAUGCGAAACGGGCUAUUCAGGAAUGUGCUCAAACCGGUGGAUGGGUAUUUUUGGCAAAUUGUCAUCUUAUGGUAUCUUGGUUAGUAGAGUUGGAAAAGAUUAUUGAAGAUUUAGCAGAACAACGUCCACAUGCCGAUUUCCGUUUAUGGCUUAGUUCUGUACCAACUCCACAAUUCCCUAUUGGUAUUCUACAAAAAGCUAUUAAGAUGACAACAGAACCACCAACAGGUAUUAAAUCUAAUAUGCUUCGUCUCUAUAAUCAAUUUUCUGAAGAACAAUUUACAGAGCAUGCUGGUUCUAAUCCACAGUUUUACCGCAGUUUAUUAUUUUCACUUUGUUUCUUCCACUCUGUCUUAUUGGAAAGACGAAAGUUUGGAAAUCUUGGUUAUAAUGUGGUAUAUGAUUUUACCACCUCUGAUUUUGAGGUAUCGGAGAAUAUUAUCACUUUAUAUAUUGGUAAAAUGCCAUCUGAUAGGGUUGAAGAUAUUCCUUUUGUUACAAUUCGUUAUUUAAUUGCAGAAGCUUCCUAUGGUGGACGUGUCACAGAUGAUUGGGAUCGUCGAGUAUUAAAGACAUAUAUUGAACAAUUUAUGUGUGAGAAGAUAGUAACAGAAGAACGUUAUCCACUUUCCGCAGCUGCAGAAUAUUAUAUUCCAGCUGAAGCCACUACAUUACAAUCCUAUAAGGAUGAAUGUAUGCAAUUACCCAUUACAGAUCCACCAGAGGCUUUUGGUCAACAUGCGAAUGCCGAUAUUGCCAGUCGUGUGGCAGAGUCUACAAUGCUUUUGGAGAAUCUUAUUAGUGUUAAUACCACACUUGCACGUAGUGGAGGUUCAAGUGCAAGUUCUGCUAAAGUGGUAUCGGAAGAAUCCCGUUGUCUUGAAAUUCUCGCUUCCCUUGAAGAACCAAGUAAGGCGGCUAUUCCUGCACUUAUUGACUAUGAUGCGGUGUAUGAAUCUGUAAAGGAAGAUACCAAUAAUGCUUUGAAUACAUGUCUAUUACAAGAGAUUCAACGAUAUAAUGUACUUCUUCGUAAAAUUAUUGCCCAAAAGAAGGAACUUCGCCGUGCGGUAAAAGGUGAAGUCGUGAUGAGUGAUGAAUUGGAAAGUGUCUUCAAUGCUCUUCUCCUUGGACGUGUCCCACCACCAUGGACAAGUGCCUAUCCAAGUAUUAAACCACUGGCAAGUUGGUCUGUAGAUCUUGUGGAGCGAAUAGAGCAGAUGAAGCAAUGGGGACAACGUGUACCAAAUGUAUUUUGGCUCUCCGGCUUCACAUAUCCCACAGGCUUUCUUAAGAGUCUUCAACAGCAACAGGCAAGACAUGAUCAUAUCUCUAUUGAUCAAUACACAUGGGAGUUUACAGUAUUACCAAGUGAGGAACGUACAAUUGUCCAUCGUGCGAAAAAAGGUGCUUAUGUGCGGGGUAUAUUCCUCGAAGGGGCGGGUUGGAAUGCGGAGACCCACACACUCUGCGAACCCCGUCCAUUAGAGUUAAUUGUCCCGAUGCCCAUCAUUCACUUUAAACCUCGACUGCGUGGGGCGAAGAGCGGAGAGGCCGCCGCUGCUGCAGGAGCCGCUGGAAGUGUGUAUGAGUGUCCACUCUAUAUGUAUCCCGUGCGUACAGGCACUCGUGAGCGGCCGUCGUUUGUGGUCGCCGUCGAUCUCGACCCCGGCGAGGCGGAACCACAACACUACACAAAACGUGGAACAGCACUUUUGCUCUCCACAGAUGAAUAG
Trypanosoma theileri is the source of this 14046-nucleotide messenger RNA. RefSeq names its product dynein heavy chain. The record is from RefSeq and is a predicted model, not a curated record. Gene Ontology annotation, cellular component: dynein complex. Lineage: Eukaryota; Euglenozoa; Kinetoplastea; Trypanosomatida; Trypanosomatidae. Bases 1 to 14046 code for a protein of 4681 amino acids. Gene Ontology annotation, biological process: microtubule-based movement. Gene Ontology annotation, molecular function: ATP hydrolysis activity; minus-end-directed microtubule motor activity; dynein light intermediate chain binding. The transcript has a single exon.